This is a messenger RNA of Myxocyprinus asiaticus (Chinese sucker), 994 nucleotides long. RefSeq names its product POP4 homolog, ribonuclease P/MRP subunit (gene pop4). The record is from RefSeq and is a predicted model, not a curated record. Bases 90 to 752 code for a protein of 220 amino acids. NCBI's taxonomy places the organism in Eukaryota, Metazoa, Chordata, Actinopteri, Cypriniformes, Catostomidae. The transcript is spliced from 7 exons. Gene Ontology annotation, biological process: rRNA processing; tRNA 5'-leader removal. Gene Ontology annotation, molecular function: ribonuclease P RNA binding. Gene Ontology annotation, cellular component: ribonuclease MRP complex; ribonuclease P complex.
CUGAUCUGCUCGUCUGUCCUGUGUGCACACACGUGUGUGUUGAAAGCAGCAGUGUUUCCUUAGACAGAGAGGGUCGUGUGUUUUGAGUUAUGGAACUUAUAGUGCAGUCCCCAAUCCCAUCAGAAGAAAGCGCUAUUUUGGGAUUUCAGUCGCAGCGUAAAAAAGCAGCAACAAAUUUCACCAAAGCUUUCCUGAAGAACAGCCUACCCCGGUUGAAUGCUGAAGCAAUUGAGGAUGUGAUGCAACACAAGGCCGUGGUGCUGGAAUAUAAAAGACAGAAUAAGAAGGAGGGAAAGAAAAGAAAGGCCAAGGGGCUCAAUGCCAAAGAGAGACGACAGCUGAAAGUAUUUCAGCUUAAACCUGAACAUCAAAAAUAUGAACUGUUUUUACCUCUGCAUGAACUAUGGAAACAGUACAUUGUGGAACUGUGUGGCGGAUUAAAACCAGAAAGCAACCCACAGAUGAUCCAGCAGAAGUUUUUGAAAGCUGAUUUCCAUGGUGCUAUCUUAAAAGUAGUCAGAUCAAAAUGCCCAUCGUAUGUGGGUCUAACUGGCAUCCUGGUACAGGAACUGAAGUACAUCUUCAAAAUCAUCACAAAGGAGGACAAACUAAAAGGUAUACCUAAGAGGAACAGUGUGUUCAGUGUGGAAAUUGGUGACUUUGUAACUCACAUCUAUGGCAGCAAGUUUGAACUGCGUUCCAGUGAGCGGUCGGCAAAGAAAUUCAAAGUAAAAGGAACUAUUGACUUGUAGUGGAAAGUCAUUAACAUCAUUUGUAACGCUUGGUACUGAACAUUUUGAAGCGAAGACAACCAAUCCACAUUUCUUCAUUCUUUCAUUAUGGAUGCCUGUUUUUGCAUAUACCAUUUUUUGACAACAUAACUUUUUAUGUGACUGAGGAAACACCAGUCCUUGUUCUUCCUUUAUGUUGGAAUGCCUUUUAUUUGGCUGAAACUACAGUCCUAGCUGGACAUUAAAGACAAUUUUGCCUUUUA